Molecule: messenger RNA, 4271 nt
Organism: Strigops habroptila (Kakapo)
Lineage: Eukaryota; Metazoa; Chordata; Aves; Psittaciformes; Psittacidae
Gene: TPBG
Product: trophoblast glycoprotein
Exons: 2
Coding region: 300-1424 (374 amino acids)
Biological process (GO): negative regulation of canonical Wnt signaling pathway
Cellular component (GO): plasma membrane
Molecular function (GO): protein binding
Source: RefSeq, a predicted model, not a curated record
UCAGCGGAGGCAGGGCCAGGCGCGGCGAGGGUGGGCGGUGGAGUUGGGGGCAGUCGGCGGCGGCCGCUUGCUCCGGUGGAGUUUGCUCCGGACGCGGGGCGGGAGGUCUCGCUGAGAGAAGCGGAGCCCAGCCAAUCCCGGAGGGAAGCGCCUGCCCCCGGACAAGGGGCUGCCUGGAGCAGGCAGCGCCUCGGCGGGAGCCGCCUCCCGCCUCGCCUCGCCUCGCCUCGUCCCGCCGCGCCGCCCGGAGCCGAAGGCGCCCGGAGGGGAAAGUUGUGUGCGGGGCCGGGCCGGGCGCGAUGCCGGGGCGCGGAGCGCUCUGCCUGGGGCUGCUGCUGCACGUCCUGCUGGGCUGCGGGUCGGCACAGCAGCCCGACAGCUGCCCGGACUUCUGCAAGUGCUCGGAGCCGGCCAGGACGGUGAAGUGCGUGAACAGGAACCUGACGGCAGUGCCGCCCGACCUGCCGCCCUACGUGCGCAACCUCUUCCUCACCGGCAACCGCCUGGCCCGCCUGCCGCCCGGCGCCUUCCCCGCCCAGCGCCUGCCCGACCUGAGCGCCCUCAACCUCAGCGGCAACCACCUGCGGGCCGUGGAGGCCGGCGCCCUCGCCCUGCCCGCCCUGCGGCAGGUGGACCUCAGCGGCAACCCCCUGGUGUCCCUCAGCCCGCAGGCCUUUGGGGAGGGCGGCAGCCCGCUGGAGGAGCUGGCCCUCCGCGGGGCCCUGCGCGACCACGGCGUCCUCCUCAGCCUGGCCACCAUGCUGCAGUCCGGGGUCCUGCGCAACCUCAGCCGCCUGGAGCUGGCGGACAACGGGCUGCUACUGCUGCCCCCCGGCAUGUUCACGGCCCUGCCCGCCCUGCAGCAGCUGGACCUCAGCAACAACUCCCUGGUGGGCCUGCGAAACGUCUCCUUCCAGGGGCUGAGCCAGCUGCAGAGCCUCAACCUCAGCGACAACUCCCUGGGCGUGCUAAGGAACGGCACCCUGGCUCAGUUCCGUGGCCUGCCCGCACUCCGGCGCAUCAGCCUGGGCCGCAACGCCUGGGUCUGCGACUGCGCUAUCGAGGACCAGGUGGCCUGGCUCAAGGAGAGCGACCAGGUGGAGGGCAAAGAAGCCCUGACCUGUGCCUAUCCCGACAAGAUGCUGGGCAAAGCCCUGCUGAAGAUCAACAGCUUGGACCUGAACUGUUCCAUGCCCAUAGACCUGCCUUCCCAGCUACAGACUUCAUAUGUGUUCCUAGGGAUAGUCUUGGCUCUCAUCGGGGCCAUUUUCCUCCUGGUUUUGUACUUGAACCGAAAAGGAAUCAAAAAGUGGAUGCAUAACAUCAGGGAUGCCUGUAGGGAUCACAUGGAGGGCUACCACUACAGAUACGAGAUCAAUGCAGACCCCAGGUUAACAAACCUGAGCUCCAACUCGGAUGUCUGACAAAGCGCCGAGGACACAGGGCAGCGCACAGUAGCUAUGCAUGAAAAGUCGACUUAUGCUUUACCCUCAUGCUUGCUUCCCUCCCCACGGAGAAAUCUCAGACGUGCUUGUAACCUGAGGGGGACAUGCCUUCCUGUGCUGUCAAGUUCAUUUUUGUUCUGCGACGCUGGGCAGCUGUGCAUGGCGUUGGGCUGUAUGUAGGAAAGAAGCUGCUACUUCUUUUCCCCCUUUACCCGUCUGUGUUUGUGGGAAUUUUUUUUCAAGAUGUCAAAGAAAAAAGGAUUCUCUCUGAUGCUUCAAAGCCACCAGAGUUUAUUAAAAAAUUACUGAUGCAGACACCAUUCAACAAAAGCUGUCUCAACUUUUUGGGAAAAAAAAUAAUGUUAUGUUUCUCCGUGCCGGUUUUGAUCUUGUAUAUCCGAAUUGUGAUGAUGAUUAUUCCAUUUCAUAGGCUACCUUGAGAUAAAAACAAAACAAAACAAAGAAACUCCUUUUAACAACAACUCUGUUACAAAGAAAGAAAUUGAAUAGUGAGCAUGCACAAAUACUUUACAGUUUUACAUGUUAGGAAACUUAGUAAGUAAGUAAGAUCUCAGUAAGUCUCUUACUAUUUUGUAAAGUUAUUUUUGAUUGCAGUUUACGUGGAAAAAGAGGGUUUUUUAUACAAACUGCACCUAAACUCCAUCUGAACUAUUAAAUUCAAUAAACAGUCUUACAAGAACUGUUGUGUGGAAGUUUGCUGUUCAAUAAGAAAUGUAUGAACAUCUUAAGAAUGUGGAUAGCUUUAUAGUCUCUGAAUUAAUAGCCCUGCAGUAGUAAUCUGAAUAAAGUUUUACAUAAAUGUGUAGCUUAGAGACAUGUUUGACAGUUUUGUGAAAUAUGCUAGGAGAAUUAACACUGGUGGUCAAUGAGGAGAGCUGUUUCACUUAGCACAACCCCCAGUCUGCUCUCUCAAACCAACUACAAAACAUCGAGACAGAUGCUAGGGUCCACCUUACUGGGAAGGUACAAGCUGGUAGAAUUUUCAUAAUAUCUUCUCUACCAAAUAAAAAGAAAACCCAAACCAAAUUAAAUUCCAAAUAAAAUUAUACGGCUUGUAAGCUAAAGAAAAUUUUACCUGAAUGGAGUUGUUUAUUAUAAAGCCCCAUACUUUCAUGUCCUGAACUAAAUUAAAUGCAGCUAAGUCAUGUGGUUGGCAAGCUUUGGGCUUGUAAAUCAAUGCAGCACUUACCAAGUGCUUACUGAUUCAUUUUAAGCUCUUGGUACUCUUGAUGUCCUGUAGUGAUCUACAUCGAGUAUUUUGAUGGAACUUUACAUUUAUCUUAAAGCUUUUAACAGGUGCAUUUCAGUAUUGUAUGUUACUCGUGCUUAUUACUUGCUUGGGAAUGCAUUUCCUUGUAAAUAGAUAAAGCAUGCAAAGAAAAACUUCAAAAAUUCAUCAUUUAAUAUGCAACUCUGAUGGCAUAUGUAAAGGUUAGCAAGAACCUUCCAAUGGCCACCAGUAAUAAAUGCACUUUUUCUAAUCCAUUUAUAGAUUCUUAAUGAAAAAGAAAAUACACCAACUGUAAAAGUGUGAUGUGAGUCGGUAUCUAUCAGUAUAUCUGUGGAGCUUUUUCCAUGGUCACUGUUACUUGAAGCUCUUGAGCAUCUCUAAAAUUUUAUGAAUUACUGGUUGAUUUCCUUUGCUUUCGAAAGUGAUGGUUUUCUCAUAGAUACAUGCCUUUGGUAAGAGCUCAUAAAUAUAAAAUAGUCCUUAAAGUAUCAGAAGAAACGUAAUCUAUUUUGGGCAUCAGUAUUAUUCAAAUGCAUUUUGCUCUCCUUGCAACUUCAGACAAAGCAAGUAGCACAAGUUGGUUCAGGCUAAUUUUCUAUUGCUUCAAAUCGUCUUUCUUUAAUAGCAGGGUUUUUUUUUUUUAAAUAGUUUUGUACAUUUGCCCUCAAAAGUAAAAAAAAGAAGUACAAUUACUGUUUUUAUAAAUCAGUGUAUUCUACAGUUAAUGUAAGUUAAGUGCUAGCCUAUUUCUCCUGCUGUAAUUUAAAUGUACGAGCAAUAUCUGGUUAACAGCGUAUGAAUUAAGUUUGUGGAUUCUUAAAAAGCAGGCUGCUGGUCUGAAUGUUGGCUGCGUAUAUUUUAUGAAUAGUGUAAAACCCCCAGUGUGAAUAACUAUUACUGUGGAACUAUGCAAACUGUUCAUACUUUGUACGCAUAAGAUAGUGUAUGUAAGAAGCUAGAAUUUACAAUAGCUAUGCAGUGUGCUUUGUUGUAUCGGUUAUUUUGGAGAUUAUCAAUUUACACUUAUUCGUACAGUGCCAAGAGGAGUAGAGCACCAUCCUUGCUUAGGAUGCUCCUGUAAUAUAAUAGAUAAAAUAUGUACAAACCAAGCCAUUUCUUGGGCAAUUUCUUGGGUUUUGUUAACAGAUACUUUAAAGUAACUACAGUAAUAGCAGUUAUUUCGUGAUGUAUUAAUGUAAUGGCCAUGCAUUUAUAGAGCUGUGUAAGGAUAGGCAACGACUUUUAUUGCAGUCUCUCACCAAUGGACUGAGUAUUUGUAUAGUGAGCAACUGUAACUGUUGUACUUCACCUAUUAUUAUAAAGAUCAUUAUUAUUUUUGUAUCAUAGAAAGUCACUGUAAUAGAAUUUUAUUAGAGACCUGGUGAUGGCUACUUUAAAAUAAUUUUUGCCAUUUGCUUAUAUGUGUAUUUAUUAGGAUGUAACAGUUGGCAUGUGUCAGUAUUGUGUUGGAUAAUGUUCUCCUACAGUGUUUGACCAACAGUGAAUGCUUUGGUGUUUUGUACACUGCAUUAUUUGAUCUUAAAUCCCCUUUCAUAAACAGUGCUUGAAAUUUG